Messenger RNA from Closterium sp. NIES-65, 3591 nucleotides. The record is from the annotation of a GenBank genome assembly. Lineage: Eukaryota; Viridiplantae; Streptophyta; Zygnematophyceae; Desmidiales; Closteriaceae.
AUGACUCCCCCACCCCGUGUAUCAGGGGCGGAGCUCGACUGGGCGGCCAAGGCGCGGCUCUGGGCGGAGCAGCGGGCGGCGCAGGAAACGGCGGACGCGGCGGCGGCGGCAGCUGCGGCGGCAACAAGUAAAGAAGCAGCAGCUAACGAGGACAAGGAACCGCCGAAGCAGGAUAUUGCAGCAGCGGAUGCGGGGGGGGGGGGCGCCGGGAACGCAACUGCAGGAUGUGGUACGUACAACGGAGUGUACUCGGGAUAUGGGGAUGCCAAUGCGCCUGACGCUGCUGCAGCGUCAGCAGCAGCAGCAGGAGCGGCGGCAGCAGGCGGAUUCCCCCCUCAGCACGCGCACGACCAGCACUACCCGCGCCUGCCCCCGCCGCCUCCCGCUCCGCCGCUCCUCUCCGCCCCGGCCCCCGCGCACGCCUCCGCGCUCCCCCCUCCGCCCGGCCCGCCGCCGCAAUACCCCCCACCCGCAACACCAGCAACAGGGGCGGUAGCAGCAGCCGCGUACGUGCCGCCAGCCAAUCAGGCAGCAGACAUGUCAGUACUCUCACCAGCAGUGCUGGCGGCGGCACAGGCGGCAGCAGCAUCUGCAGGAAUGUAUUUCGACCCGGCUGUAUAUGACAUGGGCGGGGGUGGCUCCAUCACUCCCGGCGCUAAACCAAAGAAGUCGCUCCCCUCAUGGCUUGUGGACGAGGUCAUCAAGAAGAAGGCAGCCUUAGCAGCAGCAGGAGCGGCAGACUCACCUGCCAAAGCCCCCCCCAAGGACAAAUGGUACAACGAUAGAGGCCCUCUCGCGGGAACUGGUGCUGGCGCUGGUGGUGCUGCGCGUGGUGCCUCUGGUCGUGGUGGUGGGGGGAGAAGGGGUGUGGAGAGUGAUGAUGAGGAAGAGGACGAGGAGGAGGAGACAGAGGUGCAGCGGAGGAUGGCGAUGAAUAAUGAGAUCAAACGCGUGCUCACAGAAGUGCUGCUCAAGGUGGGUGAGAUGUUGAGUCCUUUCCACCCCAUUCCCACCCCCCCACCCUGCACUCUCCCCCCACACUCUCCCGCCCCCUCACACUCUCCCCUCUGCCCACACUCUCCCCCCCCCCUCACAUUCUUCCCUCUGCCCCACAUUCUCCCAUCCGCCCCACCCUCUCCCCGCCCUCUCCCCGCCCCACUUUUUCCCAUCCGCUCCUCACUCUGCGCCCUGCCCCAUGCUCUCCCAUCCGCCCCGACCCCUUCUACCUGCCAACAGGUGACUGACGACAUGGUGAGGCGGAUUGCCAAGGAUGCUCUCAGGGAUCCCCGCGAGGAGGAGGACGAGGAGGAGGCGGAAGAGGAGGAGAAGGGGAAGAAUGUUAGUGGAGGGAAAUGGGUGACAGUGGGUGAAGGGGAGGAGGAUGAGAAGGAGAAGGAGGAGGAAGAGGAGGAGAAAGGGACCGGGGGGGAGAAGGAUGGAAACAGGGGUAUGGAGGUGGAGGAGAAGGAAGAUGGGACAGCAGGUGAAGAGUCAGGUGAAAAACCAGGUGGGGCAGGCGUGGUUGAGGAAAACAGGGGGGUUGUGGAAGGAGGGGCAGGUGAGUUUGGGAGGAAGGGGGUGGUUGAGACGAGCAAGGCAACAGGUGCCGAGAGGAAGGCGAAGAGUAAGAGGAAGAAGAAACGGGCCGGAGGGGUUGGAGGGUUGUUGGGUGGAGGGCUGUUGGGGAUUGCAUAUGGGAGCGAUGAGGAUGAUGAGGAUGAUGAGGAUGAGGAGGGGGAGGGGGAGGAGGAGGAGGAGGACGACGACGACGAAGAGGAUGAGGAGAAGGAGGAGGAGGAGAAGGAAGAGGAGGAGGAAAAGGAGAAGGAGGAGGAGAAUGGAGUUGUAAGGGAUACAAAGGACAGAGGGGUUGAUGGUGGUGAUGGGGGUGGGAGUGCGGUGCCGAGAGACGGAAUGGGGAGGGAGGAGCAAGUGAAGGAUGGUGCGUUGGAGGAGGGGAAGGAUGGGGAAGAAGGGGAUGAAGGGGCGAAGAUGGAGGGAAGGCAGGAGGAACGGGGCGAUAAGAGCAUGGGGCAGCAGGAGGGAGGGGAAGAGGUGCGCACAGGGGCGGAUGAUGAGGGGGAGAGGGGGAGGAGGAGAAAGUGUGGCGAGGAUGAUGGGGUAGGGAAGGGAAAGAAGACAGGGGAAGGGCGUGGGAGGGCGAGGGGAGAGGACGAGGGAGGGGAGGAGGAAAGCAAGAAAGGAAAGUCGGGCAGGAGGGGUGAGAGGGAAGAUGAUAAGGAGAAGGAUGGGGAGAGUGAGGAGAGCGAGGGGAGGAAGGAGAAAAAUAGAGGGGAGCAUGAGAGGAAGGAGGGAAGUGAGAAGAGGCAUAGAGAAGAGAGGGAUGGGAAAGGGAAGGGGGGGGAUGAUGAAGAUGGGUUGGGGUCAAGGAGCAAGCAGAAGAGCCGAGAGGCAAGGGAGUCUCAGGAGAGGAAGAGGGCGAAGGAGAAGGAGAAAACUAAAGAGAAGGAUAAAAGGAAGGAUGAAGAGAAGGAUGAUGGAAAAGAGAAGGAGAAGAGGAGUGGUAGGGGUGAGGAGAGGAGCAAAGAGAGGGAUGAGAGGAGGGGCAAGGAGAGGGAGAAGGAGAGGAGUGUUGUGAAGGGUGGGGAGAGGGAAAAGGACAGAGACAGGAGGGGGAAGGAGAGAAAGAGGGAUGGAGAUGAGGAGGGGAGCAGGGACGAAAGCAGGGAGGAGGGCGGCAGGAAGGAGCGUAAGGAGGAUGGCAAGGAGAGGAAGGGAUCUAAAGGCGAGAAAGAGGAGGAGGAGGAGAAGGAGAAGGAGGAGCGUAGGAGCAAGGAGAAGCGUGAGAGGAAAGACAAGUCUGAAGGCAGGAGGAAGGAGGAGAGCAAAGAGAAGAAAGGAGAAGCUGAUGCUGAUGCUGACAGUGACGAGGAUAGGAGUGGAGAGCGGGAGAGGGGAAGCAAGCACGGGCGAUUGGAGAGAAAGGAGGCAGGAAGGAAGGGCAGGCAUCGCAGCAAGUCGCGGUCCCGGUCCCGGUCCUGGUCCCCUCAACCCGAGCGCUCUUCCAGUGAUGGGGACGAGGAGGGGGAAGAUCGUGGCAGGCAUGGGAAGCGUGGGAGCAAGGACAAGGGGAGGGAGCGAGAGAGAGCAGAGAAGAGCAGCGAGAAGGAGAAGGAGAGUAGGAAGGGGAAGGAGGAGAGGCGGGAGAAGGAAAGCAAGAGGGACAAGGAGAAGAGGAAGGACAAGGAGGGGGGCAAGGGAGAGAGGCAUGGGGAGCAGAGGAGGAGCAGGAGGAGGAGUCGCAGUUGUAUAUGCGUGAGCAUUCGAGCGGAUGCACCUGCACUCUCUCUGCAGUGCUGUCCCUCCCUCCUCUCACCCUCUUGUCCCAGCCCCCCUCUGGGCGGACCAGUUUGUCCUUCCUGUGCCGCCACUGCUUUCACACAGAGCAGCGCACGCCUCUCAGCAGACCAGCUCCCGUGCGCGGUGGCACUUUCUCAGCCUAACAACCAACACCCCCCCAUGCGCGGUGGCCUGUGGUCGUGUUUCCGGGUCUGCGGGUUUCCUUUCCCUCUCCCUCCCUCCCACUUCUCUCUAUGGUUCCGAUCCUCCUCCCUGCAGGUACCGGUCUGA